AAUUUCCCAUGCUGUGUGAUAAAUCACCUAGCACAAGGCUAUAUUAUAACGUCCACAGAUUCCGCGGAGAUUAUCCCUACUGCCUUUACUACGUUCGCGCUGGAAGCCGACCCGGAGACAAUGUGAGUCUCGUAGAUCGCGAUGGCCCCAGUGAUUUCAGCCUAUAAAAGCCCUUGUGUCCUUCUAUUUAUCCGCCUCAUUCACAUCAACAAGCUCCAUGAUGAUGUUCACCUCCCGCUUCAUCAUCUUUGCGCUGCUCAGCUUCCUUGCUGGCGUCAAUGCGACGCAGUGUGCAAAGUUCCCAGCCACACUGGAAUACAACAGUAGUGCCUUGAAGCUAGCCAGCAGCACUGUAUACCCCGAAGGGCCAACAGUUUGCGUGUACGAUGUUAGCACCAUAAACGAUGACUACGAUCUGCUGUGCCAGUAUUUGGUACGUCCUUUCUGGAUGCUGUGUAACUCCUCGUUCUCGUUCUCGUUUGACACUUUAGCAAUCAUCAGGCUACCGGCGGAUUGUAGGCUGGGUAUAAGACGUGUCCGAAAUCGUCAAGGAAGGAUGCGUGCGUGUGAAGGGGCGGGCCCGGUGAUGAGACACCCAACAGGAGAAGUGAUGCUCUGCAAACAGCAGGAGGACAAAUUUGAGGAGGCCGCUGCCAGGAAAUUGAUUAAGUACUUACCAGUUGUUCAUGAGGCUGCAUCAAUUUCUUGCCAGCAAACUCUUUCGAGACUCUGAGUCGGACUCUAGCAUACAGAUAGAGACAAGAUACGUCUCUGUACGGCGACACGAAAUUUGCGCAUUUUCUAAUACCCUCC
This is a messenger RNA of Suillus paluster, 813 nucleotides long. RefSeq lists its product as uncharacterized. Lineage: Eukaryota; Fungi; Basidiomycota; Agaricomycetes; Boletales; Suillaceae. The transcript has 2 exons. The record is from RefSeq and is a predicted model, not a curated record. The coding region runs from base 218 to 733 and encodes 171 amino acids.